Molecule: messenger RNA, 7042 nt
Organism: Ictalurus punctatus (channel catfish)
Lineage: Eukaryota; Metazoa; Chordata; Actinopteri; Siluriformes; Ictaluridae
Product: pleckstrin homology domain-containing family G member 1
Exons: 18
Coding region: 246-5261 (1671 amino acids)
Molecular function (GO): guanyl-nucleotide exchange factor activity
Source: RefSeq, a predicted model, not a curated record
UGUGUGUGUCAGUGUAUGUUUCUCGCACAGACAGAGAGGUCAGUUCGCUGCAGCUGCUACGAAUAAACUCGAUUUACGGAGUGUGCGAGUGAACGCUCCGUUCUCACUGUGUGUGUGUGUGUGUGUGUGUGCGCGCGCGUGUGCGUGUUCGUGGGGGAUUAGUUAGACCGAGAGUGAGACUACACUGGAAUACUAAGUGGAAAUGCAAAGAGGAGAAACUUUUAAAACUACACGCACACACCAUCAUGCCAACGGAAGAGUUCUCGUUCUCCCCUGAUGUCUUACCUCCACUCCCGGAGGUCCCCGUUCUCGAAGGGGCGGUGCUAAGCCGAGGGGCCUUCCGAAACCCCACCCUCAGACACUGCUCCUCCCACAGCAUGGACUCCGCCCAGUGCAACGACCGGCCUGUCAGCUACACCUCCACCUCCUCCUCCGCCUCCUCAUCACGGGACAGCCACUGCUCAACCGUGUUGGGCUCCGCCCCCGAGCGGGACAGAGACUCUGGGGCAAUCCGACUGGAGCUCAUCCCUGCCCGUCAGCUGGAGGAGGCGGAGCCACUUGUGCCGGCCAAUCAGGAUGAGGAACGUAAAGUGGCCUACGUGGACCAUGUGGUGCAGGAGAUUCUGGAGACAGAGAGGACAUAUGUCCAGGACCUGCAGAGCAUCGUCAAGGAUUAUUUGGAGUGUAUCAGUAAUCAGUCUCGUCCCAUGUUGGGGUUGGAGGACAGGAAUUCGCUGUUUGGAAACAUCCGGGAAAUUUACUGUUUCAAUAGGGAUCUCCUGCAUGAUUUGGAAAAGUGUAAUGCAGACCCAGUGGCCAUCGCUCAGUGUUUUGUAGUGAAGAGUGAAGAAUUUCAUAUUUAUACACAGUACUGCACUAACUAUCCAAGGUCUGUAGCCGUCCUGAGCGAGUGUAUGAGGAAUAAAGCGGUGGCGAAGUUUCUGCGUGAGCGUCAGGAGUGUGUGAAACAUUCGCUGCCUCUCGGCUCGUUCCUGCUCAAACCUGUACAGAGGAUCCUCAAGUACCACUUGCUGCUGCAUGAGAUCGCCACUCACCUGGAGAAGGACUCGAAGAGACAUGCCGUGGUUCAGGAGGCCAUCGACACCAUGCAGAGGGUCGCCUGGCACAUCAACGACAUGAAGAGAAAACACGAGAACACCGUCAGACUGCAGGAGAUCCAGAGUUUGCUGACGAACUGGCAGGGUCCUGAUCUGAUCGGUUACGGUGAGCUGGUUUUGGAGGGAACCUUCCGGGUCCAGAGGGUGAAGAACGAGAGAACACUCUUCCUCUUCGAUAAACUUCUCCUCAUCACCAAGAAACGAGAAGAAACCUAUGCCUACAAAGCACACAUACUGUGCUGUAAUCUGAUGCUGGUUGAAGUCAUUCCUAAGGAGCCGUUGAGUUUCAGUGUGUUCCACUAUAAGAACCCCAAACUACAGCACACAGUGCAGGCCAAGUCCCAACAGGACAAGCGAACAUGGAUCCAGCACCUGAAGAGGCUCAUUCUCGAAAACCAUCCAGCAAAAAUCCCGGCCAAGGCCAAACAGGCCAUUCUGGACAUGGAUGUGCACCAGUGUAGCCCUGAGGGCCAGAACAGAAUCAACCUGAAAGAAGGCCCUUCUCCCAGAAGAGCACGAAGGAAGACGGAACCCUUGUCCAAACUGCUGAAAAACAAACAUGCAAUAUCCAGUCCAGAUAUACAGAAGCGAAGCAGUUUUGGCGCAACCCUUCUGUCUCCUGUAGUCCACCUGGGCACCAUUGGUCGAUCCCGCAGCCUUGUCAGCCAAUCACAGGAGUCACUGGAUCCUGGUGACCAUGGUGACCACAGUGACGUAGACGAGAGAUUACAUCCACAGGAUGCUGACGACGAAGAUGACAGUGGACUGGGUUCUGGAGAUAAGUUACGUGUACCUGGAAAGAGCAGCAGGAAAAGGCUGAAUGCCCAGGUGUCGGUGGACAGCAUCGACAGGUGGAAGAACCGCAGCCUUGACCAUAUUGAUCUACAGACGGCCAAAGAAUCUUUGCAGAAGGAGACAGUGCACACACCCAUCCUACAGGUGACCUGUCCUCCUGAAACACAGGCUGACUUUUCCCAGUUGCUGGGCACAAGCAGUGGACAUUCUGUCCCAAACAUAUGGGCAGACCACAGAGUGCGUCGAGCCAUGUUCCCUACUCGUCAAAAGACUGUCCAAAUCGAUGACGAUGAAGACAUUUAUCAGAUGUUUGUGCCCACUGAGAAUGAUACAAGUGGGCACGAUGCAGAAAGCGAUCAUGACACAGUUGAUGAUCGUCCUCAACGACCGUGCAGCUGGCAUAUCGAACAGACACAGUCGGCGCAGUUAAACCUCCCAGCCAGCAGGGGUAAAGUGUUACGCAGGGCAAGUAGUGUUGGAGAGCAACAAAGUGAGCGACAAAGUCCUACAAAGAGAGCUGUCCUCAAAGAGGAAGUACACAAUAAUACGGAGUCAUCGAGUAACGAGAUAUCCGGGUCUUCGUCAGCGGAACAGCUAACAUUUGACGAUAUUGAGAAUGUUUACGAUAAUAUUAGCUAUGAAGAACUGCAGGCCAUGGGACUGAUUCGGAAGGAUACGGAGGUUAACCAGUCCUCUUCAGAGGUUAAACCAAUUGUACCUCCGCAAAUCUUAGUUUCUCCAGUUGAAAUGGAGAGCUCAUCUGAAAGCAACAGGUCCUCAUGCCAAGAGGGGGUGCCAUUUGAAUCUACUGAUGUGCAGACACCAGAAGAAGAGGAAAAUGUCUAUGACACCAUUGUGUUCCGUGAACUGCCGCCUUCUGCCACUGAGACGGGAAGAAGAAAUGAACAAGCAGCCAAACAGGAUAAUACACAAUCACCCAAGACAGACUCGACAGUUAGCCAGAACAUAGGAACCGUUGUUUUGGCUGAAAGACCAAAUGGGGAUCACACCAAAGUAGUGAAUCGACCCCUUCCUGAGAUUCCCACUGUUUCAAUUACCGAUAUGGACAUACCGUUAACUUUGGAUAAACCUUCCGAGCAGCCCGUAGCUGAUCAUAUGUCGGAGCAAGUUGACGAGAUCUGGAAUGACCUGGAAAACUACAUCCGGGAUAAUGAGAAGAAAGCAGACAAGCUACCUGCUGCAUUCCCUGUGAAUAGACCAGAAUCACCACGCAAGGUGUGUGAUUCACAAAGUAAAAUGGAAAGUUCUUCAGAUAAAUUACACAGCUCUCCAAAAAAGGUAGUCAAAUCACAGCCGAAAUCACAAGAAUCCCAAGAUAAGACACAAAAUCCCCCACGAAAAUCGCAUCAAUCUCCCAGCAAAAAAUGUAAUUCUGGGCGAAAAACUAGUGACACUCAUGUCAAAACAGAUGGUGCUAAGAAGGUGAAGAAAAGCACAUCAUCUCCCAGUUCUCCAGCCUUCCACCCGAUUCCAACUUUCAAAUUCCCAGUGCUCAGUGUUCCCAAACUUGUGCGAGAGCCUACAUUUGAGAUAGAUGAACCUGAGUCACCUCCAUCUACGCCUCCUGCUACACCUUCUGUUCCACACAUCUCCAGCCCAGCUCCCCAGGUCUCCAGCCCAGCUCCCCAGGUCUCCAGCCCCGCUCCCCAGGUCUCCAGCCCCGCGCCACAGGUCUCCAGCCCUGCUCCCCAGGUCUCCAGCCCCACUCCCCAGGUCUCCAGCCCAGCGCCACAGGUCUCCAGCCCUGCUCCCCAGGUCUCCAGCCCAGCGCCACAGGUCUCCAGCCCUGCUCCCCAGGUCUCCAGCCCUGCUCCCCAGGUCUCCAGCCCAGCACCACAGGUCUCCAGCCCUGCUCCCCAGGUCUCCAGCCCUGCUCCCCAGGUCUCCAGCCCAGCGCCACAGGUCUCCAGCCCAGCGCCACAGGUCUCCUGUCCUUUCCCCCAAGUCUCUAGCCCUGUCAGCCAAGUCUCAAGCCCUAUUCCUGAAAUCCAAGUCUCCAGCCCUGAACCCCCACCCGGCACAGUCAAGAGCAUCCGGAACAAAUUAGCCAGGCUUAGCAGUGGAAGCUUCCGCAUGGAUGAUGAGGACCCCCCUACACAGAAAGACUCUGAGAUACAAGCACUAUUUAGUGGUCUGGACCCUUCAUUCCUUCCUCUGGCAUCCCCUGGACUUCUCCUGGCUGGAGAUGCUGGAGACCAGCUGCUGGAAUUAGGGGAGAAAGGUAGAAACAGAGUUUUCCUCAUGGCCAGACAGUACAGUCAGAAGAUCAAGAAGGCUAAUCAGCUGUUGAAGAUGAAGAGCAUGGACCACGAGCCCAGCUGUGCCAGACUCAGGACCAACAAGGCAAAAGAUUUAGCUGCCAUUCUGGAAGAGAAGAAGCAAGGCGGAGCAGCUAUAGGAGCAAGGAUAGCUGAGUAUUCCCAUUUAUACGAGCAGGUGAUGUUUAAGGAGCCUCCUACUACUCCUCCAGUGCUGAAAUCUUCAGUCAGCGUAUCAGGACCUCACCCAUUUUCCUCACGCGCAGGCCUGGCUUCCUCCCCAUCCCUGCCUGAGAGCGCCUUCCCAGAGACAGACUGGUUGAACUGCACAUAUAGCAAUGGCGAACUUGCUGGCUUUGUGUCCUGGCCUGCUGAAGUCGGAGGGUGCUCUUCGACCCCUCAGCAAAAGUUGUCCCCUGCAGUGUCCGUCCCUGCGUUGAAGAACCUCCCACCAUCUCAGAGCACUCCAUCCAAUCAGCGCUGGAGUGCCUGUGUGACUCCAGCCAGCAUAGAUGACUCUGAACACAUUUACAGCACAUUGGGUCAGCGCAGUUUUAAAACUCCGCCCUAUAGCCGCUGUCAGUCCUCGUCCACUUUGGCUGAGCAGCAAGAGAAAGAGAACAGUGGGAGUAUGGGUAAUCUGGGACACACCAGUCGUCCAGGGGGGGCUGCGAAUGCAGGGCGUGGUCUCGGGCCUCGGCAACACAGCCUUCCUGAGUGUCCUGCCCAAACGACCUCGGACCUUUCCCAGUCAUGUGACCUCACACUAAGGGACUCUCAGCAAGUGUUGCUGCUGAACAGACAGUCAAAUCUGAACGCAAUCAGCGCCACGCAGAAUUACCUGGCCAACUUCAAAGACAACGGCGAUGACGAUGACGAUUACGUCGAAAUUCGCUCUGAGGAUGAGAGCGAUAGCAUGGAAAAGGGCUGUACAGCGAGCCCAGAUUCAGCUCUGCACGGCUACAUCUGGAAUGACCCAAAUGACGGUCAGCAAGCGCACAAUCAGCCCAAAAUUGUCCAGUCGCUGCGAGAGAAGUUCCAGUGCCUCGGUUCCAGCAGCUUUGCAUAAGGAACAGGCAUGACUGCCAGUGUGCACAAAAAUAAAGGCAAUUACAAAUUACCAUAUGGAAAAUGUUACAUGAUGUAAAGCACAUUUAUGGAUUACGACAAAAAAAUGAACAUGCAAUUAGGUUAAACGUUUUGCAUCAGAGCUUCAGUGGAUCGAAGUCCUUUACUAUAUGCACUAUAUUAAAAAAAUCACUCAAAUAUAACACUUCAUAUUUUUCGUUCGUAUAAUUACUCAUGAUGCACUAAACACAGCUUGCCAUUUUGCCAUAGGUAUAGUUUCAAAGAAAAAUACUAUUUAAAUUCCUUUUUUAGCACGGUAUUGAUCUGGACUUGAACUCGCAUGAUUGGGCUGAGCACCGUGUCUCAGUCUGAACGUCUCCCAGUCUGAGAGAGUGGAUUUGUAAGUGUUAAAGAAAUUUCCGUCAGAUUUCAGCUUGGGGUUCAUGGCUCCCUUAUCAAUUACACUUUUAUUUUUUCCCUUAUUUUUACUCUAUACGUGCUCUGACCUGUCCAUUGUCAACACUCCAGCAUUGCCUUUCUCAAGCCAUAACUUAGCAACCAUUUUGCUAACAAUUCCACUGCAAAACAUAUAAGGUAGUAUUUGAAGAAUUUUAACGCAUUGAUCCGAUAAAUUAGUGUCCGUUUUUAAUUGAUCAGGCCGUCUCUACAGUUGCUACAUUAUGAAAAUUAGCUUAAUAUCCACUGUUACUGGUUAUGUCUACAUGACCGUUUGUUCUCAAAGGCCAAAAAUACAUUUAAAAUACACAUAUUUUACUAAGAAUCAAUAGGAAUCAAUAUAUAUUGUAUAUAAGUCAUAGAUAUAUUUUAGAUAGUCUGAAAAAGGAGGCCUAGCCAUGCUUGCCAUUGGUUGGAUAAAGUUUUUUUUGUUGUUGUUUUUUUUUUCCUUGAUACAUUUCCAUUUAAACUAUAGACAUGACUACUGCAUUAAGCAUCAAAAAUGUAUUUAGGACCGUCAUUAAUAAAUAAUAAGUCAUAAUUUUAGGCUAAUUUUAAUAAUUUCUGAGAGUACCAGGUUAGCCACAGGUUGCUCACAGUAAGAUCAGAUGUAUAUUUCAUUUAGAUUUUUCUGGUUUAGUUAUUUUUCCACAAUCACUACUGUCAACCACCACAGCAGAUUAAUCACUAGUUAAAUUACGUUACCAAAAAACACUGGUUCAUCACUCACAUUGUUCGUCACUCUGUUGACACUUUUAGAGUCUCGUUCGAAUAUUUCAGAUUUUUAUUUAUUUAUUUGCUUUCGUUACCGUCCUGUCGAGAUAGUCCAAGUCUGACAUAAUGAUAAUUAUUAAAUAUCUACCGUUGGUAGUUUGCAAUAAUUUGGUUUAAGUUGUUUACUAUGACCGUUAAUUAUUUCCCCAUGAGCACUGAGCAAGAAUAUUGCCAUAUUGAAACAAAUAGAUAAAGAUGAAAUGAUUUAAAAACCAUUUGUUAUCAGUGUAAAUGUUCCAAAUUGGCUAACAAAUAUGAAUGAAGUAUGUUUAUAAGUUCCAUGUUUUGUUUUUCUUGUUUUUUUCCCCAUUUGUACAUGUUGUUUCACUGGGGACUGUUUAUCAUUUGUUCGUCUGGUUUGCACUUUUUUAUUUUUUAUUGUUAUUUUUUUAUUUGUUAAGAUGUAAAUUUUAGGAUAAGUGUUGCCAUAGAUUUGGUCAGUCUUACUUUUAAAUUAAAUGUACUGUACUUUGUUUUUAUAAGACUGCCUAGUUGUAACUGCUCAAGGAAACUGAUGUAUCAGAGGCAAUAAAUAAAUGUUCCGUUCAAACA